Arabis nemorensis is the source of this 3306-nucleotide messenger RNA. Lineage: Eukaryota; Viridiplantae; Streptophyta; Magnoliopsida; Brassicales; Brassicaceae. The record is from the annotation of a GenBank genome assembly.
AUGCUUCUUCAUUGCUUGAACAUGAAAGCUGUAUCGUCGCCUUCUCCUCACAAUCUGAAACCGAUGUUGGGGUCUAACCAGCCGGUAGUUCCGGUGACGGCGACGGCGCGGAUGGUGCGGUCAAAUCCAUUGGUACAUUACGCGAAUGGAUCUGACUCCUGUGGUUCUAGUCGUUCUCAAUGGCAGAGCUCAUGCGCUAUUCUAACAAGCAAAGUUGUUUCUCAGGAGCAAUCUAAAUCCUUACCGGUGCCUCCAGUUUCCGGCGGAGUCAAUCAUGUGAACGGCGAUAACGGUGCCGCGCGAGUUUUGGGGAUGAAUCUAGUUCCGAUUGAGAAAUCUGAUAGCAAUCCGUUGGUCUCGCAUCAUCUGCAAAAGCCUCUUAGUGCUACGGAUCUCUCGCGGGCUCCGAUGCACGGAUCUAAUCUACGCGUGGCGUAUCAAGGCGUUCCCGGAGCUUACUCUGAAGCAGCCGCCGGUAAAGCUUACCCUAAUUGCCAAGCUGUACCUUGCGAUCAAUUUGAGGUUGCGUUCCAAGCGGUGGAGCUUUGGAUCGCAGAUCGAGCUGUUUUACCGGUGGAGAAUUCUCUCGGUGGUUCGAUUCAUCGGAAUUACGAUCUCCUCCUCCGUCAUCGUCUUCACAUCGUCGGUGAAGUUCAGCUCCCUGUUCAUCACUGUUUAUUAGCUCUUCCCGGUGUACGCAAAGAGUUCCUCACGCGCGUGAUCUCGCAUCCUCAAGGUCUCGCUCAGUGUGAGCACACGCUCACAAAGCUCGGACUCAAUGUGGCGCGUGAGGCAGUCGACGACACGGCAGGAGCCGCUGAGUUCAUCGCCACAAACAACCUCCGCGACACAGCGGCGAUCGCAAGCGCGCGUGCCGCGGAGAUUUACGGGUUGGAGAUUUUGGAAGAUGGGAUUCAGGACGACCCGAGUAACGUGACGCGGUUCGUGAUGCUGGCGCGUGAGCCAAUCAUACCAAGAACGGAUCGUCCGUUCAAGACGAGCAUUGUUUUCGCACACGAGAAAGGCACAAGCGUGCUUUUCAAGGUGCUUUCGGCAUUCGCCUUCAGAGACAUCAGCUUGACGAAGAUCGAAUCGAGGCCAAAUCACAACCGUCCGAUGAGGUUCGUCGACGAUGCAAACGUCGGUACGGCAAAGCAUUUCGAGUACAUGUUUUACGUCGACUUCGAGGCCUCGAUGGCGGAAGCUCGUGCUCAGAACGCACUAUCGGAGGUUCAGGAGUUUACAUCGUUCUUGAGGGUGCUAGGAAGGACAUGGUGGCACUGCGGAUUCCACUUGACGACCUCGAUCGUAGCGCCGCCGCUACUGAGCCUACCGUACGCUUUCAAAUUCUUAGGAUGGGCGGCCGGAAUAUCAUGUUUGGUGGGAGGAGCUGCCGUCACUUUCUACUCAUACACUCUCCUCUCUCUCACUCUCCAACACCACGCUUCGCUCGGCCACCGUUACCUCCGGUUCCGUGACAUGGCCCAUCACAUCCUCGGACCGAAGUGGGGGAAGUACUACGUGGGACCAAUACAAAUGGCGGUGUGCUAUGGUGUGGUUAUUGCCAAUGCUCUCUUGGGAGGCCAAUGCCUUAAAGCAAUGUAUUUGGUAAUGGACCCAAAAGGUGAAAUGAAACUCUAUAUGUUUGUGAUGCUUUUUGGAGCCUUGCUCUUGGUUUUGGCACAAAUCCCAUCUUUUCACUCUCUACGACACAUCAACUUCGCUUCUCUCCUCCUCUGCCUUCUCUAUAGUGCUUCCUCCGCUGCCGCCUCCAUAUACAUUGGAAAAACAUCUAAUGGACCAGAGAAGGAUUAUACAAUAACUGGUGACCAGGAAACAAAAGUGUUUGGAAUCUUUAAUGCUAUGGCUAUUAUUGCCACUACUUACGGCAACGGCAUUAUACCCGAAAUUCAGGCAACAUUGGCUGCACCAGUCAAAGGAAAAAUGUUCAAAGGAUUAUGUAUGUGUUACACUGUAGUGAUAGUGACAUUCUUCACAGUAGCCAUCUCAGGAUAUUGGGCGUUUGGUAACAAAGCCAAUGGACUCAUAUUCACUAAUUUCUUAAAUCCAGAGACAAACCAUUACUUAGUUCCUAAUUGGUUUAUUUUUCUCAUCAAUCUCUUCACCGUCCUUCAACUAUCGGCCGUUGCUGUGGUCUACUUACAACCGAUAAACGAUAUUUUUGAAAGUCUACUCAGCGAUUCAACAAAAAAAGAAUUCUCUAUCCGUAAUGUCAUACCUCGACUAGCCGCACGUUCCUUCUUUGUCGUGGUGGCUACAGGCGUCGCGGCAAUGCUACCAUUUUUUGGUGAUAUAAACUCCUUGUUAGGUGCUUUCGGUUUUAUGCCUCUAGACUUUGUUCUACCUGUAGUGUUCUUCAACGUAACGUUCAAGCCAUCUAAAAAAAGUUUCAUUUUUUGGAUCAACACUUUGAUCGCCGUGGCUUUUUCUAGCUUAGGGGUGGUUGCUAUGGUUGCAGCAGUUAGGCAGAUUAUUAUCGAUGCUAAUACCUCAAUCUCUGCUCUCUCGUAUCAAACUCAGCAUCAAGGUUCCUUCUUCUUCACUCGCAACGAGAAUCAUGUCUCUCUCCCUGCUCAAAUCCCAGCUCUUCGAUCAACCACCCGCUCUUUCCUCGAUUUUUAUAAGUUCGGGAACAAGAAAGCAAUUGCGGAUGAACGUGCUAGACUUAAUGAUGAGAUGAAUCGGGGAUACUUUGCUGAUAUGAAAGAAUUGAGGGAACAUGGUGGUAAGAUUGCAGCUGCAAACAAGACUUUAGUUCCUGCCGUGUCAGCCAUGAAAUUUCCGGAGUUAGCAGUGACUUUCUCUGAUGGAAAAAAGCUGAAGUUGCCUAUUACUUCUAAUAGCAAUGAGGUUAAAACAGAGAGCUUGGCUCUUCCUAGAGUAUCACUUGUGUGCCUGUCUUUCCGAGCAAGCUCUCAGGAAAUGAUCAGCUCGUGGAGCAAACCAUUUCUUGAAUCCUUUGGCGACAGGAACGAUCUUCAGUUGUUUGAGGUUUCUUUUAUAGACAAAUGGCUGCUGGGAUUGGCCCCCAUAAAAAAACUACUUCUCCGGGUCUUGCAAAAACCAAACAACAGCGAGAACAGUGUCCUCCAGAGGCAGUCUGUUUACUUUUUCGGGGACCAUUAUGACUUCCGAAAACAAAUUAAAGUUCUGAACCUUCUCACCGGGUAUAUUAUCCUAGUCGACAAAUUCGGGAAGAUAAGAUGGCAAGGAUUUGGAACAGCCACUCCAGAGGAAGUAUCUCAACUUCUCUCUUGCACCUCACUUCUCUUGGAAGAUCAGUGA